Molecule: messenger RNA, 2787 nt
Organism: Scaptodrosophila lebanonensis
Lineage: Eukaryota; Metazoa; Arthropoda; Insecta; Diptera; Drosophilidae
Gene: okr
Product: DNA repair and recombination protein RAD54-like
Exons: 6
Coding region: 65-2764 (899 amino acids)
Biological process (GO): reciprocal meiotic recombination; double-strand break repair via synthesis-dependent strand annealing
Cellular component (GO): nucleus
Molecular function (GO): DNA translocase activity; ATP binding; ATP-dependent chromatin remodeler activity
Source: RefSeq, a predicted model, not a curated record
AGCUGUACAUUUUCAUGUUCGCGGCGUUUUUUAAAGAUUGCUGCUAAUGUAAACAAAUUUCAAAAUGCGCCGCAGCCUAGCGCCCAGUCAACGGCAAGGCGUCAAUUUAAAGCCCAAUUUGAACUUUGUCUCACCGCUGAUAAAGAAGAACAAACGCGCCUGUCAACAGGAGCUGGAGAAGAGGCAAAGCGCACUGCGUGAUGCCACAAAUGACGACCUUGUAUCCGACUUGCCCCCUCUUCCAAUACGUUUUACUCCAGACAGUGAAUAUGAACGGGUUAUCGCUAAGAUUUUGGCGCGGAAAUUCAAAGUUCCUAUAGAUAAUUAUGUGGCCGACUAUGGCGGCAAUCGCUGUUUGGGCUUGCGGCGCACUAAAGUACGACGGGCCCUUCACGAUCCGGAAGCCUGCAAUGCGCUAGUACUUUACACACCGCCAGCGUACACGGAGCAAGAGCGUUUGAAGAUGGAACCGGACGAGGUGCUAGUCCACGUGGUUGUGGAUCCACUUUUGAGCAACAUCCUGCGCCCACAUCAGCGCGAGGGUGUACGCUUUAUGUACGAGUGCGUGGAGGGUAAGCGGGGUAAUUUCAAUGGCUGCAUAAUGGCCGACGAAAUGGGCUUAGGCAAGACUCUGCAGUGCGUCACACUGGUUUGGACUUUGUUGCGGCAAAGCGCACACUGUAAGCCAACCAUAUCGAAAGCAAUCAUUGUUUCUCCCUCAUCGCUGGUCAAAAACUGGGAGAAGGAGUUUACCAAGUGGUUACAAGGACGCUUGCUCUGCUUGGCUAUGGAGGGUGGCUCUAAGGAGGACACCACACGCACCCUAGAACAAUUUGCUUUAAACACAGCCACCCGCAUGGGCACACCUGUGCUGUUGAUCAGCUACGAAACGUUUCGCAUAUAUGCACAUAUACUCUGCAAAACGGAGGUGGGAAUGGUCAUUUGUGAUGAAGGGCAUCGGCUGAAGAACAGCGACAAUCUCACAUACCAGGCUCUAAUGGGUCUAAAGACCAAGAGGCGGGUCCUGCUCUCUGGUACGCCCAUACAGAACGAUUUGACGGAAUAUUUCAGUUUGGUGAACUUUGUGAAUCCCGAAAUGUUGGGUACGGCGGCUGAGUUCAAGCGAAACUUCGAAAACAUCAUUCUGCGCGGCCAGAAUGCCGACUCCACGGAUAACGAACGUGAGCGCGCUGUGCAAAAGACCCAGGAGCUGAUUGGCUUGGUCAAUCAGUGCAUCAUUCGGCGCACAAAUCAAAUUCUGACAAAAUAUUUGCCAGCUAAAUUUGAAAUGGUCAUUUGCGCCAAACUGACGAGCGUCCAAUUGGAGCUCUAUACAAAUUUCCUUAAAUCGGAUCAAGUGAGGCACAGUCUAGCGGACAGCAGCGAGAAAGGUUCGCUUACCGCCUUGGCUGAUAUAACCACGCUGAAAAAACUAUGCAAUCAUCCGGAUCUGAUAUAUGAGAAAAUCGAGGCACGCGAAAAAGGUUUUGAGAACUCCGGUAAUGUUUUGCCUGCCAAUUAUAAGCCUAGAGAAAUCAAUCCUGAACUAAGCGGCAAGUUUAUAUUGCUGGAUAUAAUGUUAGCCACCAUACGCGCAACAAGCGAUGACAAGGUAGUACUUAUUUCCAACUACACACAGACCUUGGAUCUCUUUGAGCAACUGGCGCGCAAGCGCAAGUAUACGUUUGUUCGUUUGGACGGCUCCAUGACCAUCAAGAAGCGCUCAAAGAUUGUUGAUCGGUUCAAUGAUCCCAACGAGGAUUGCUUUCUUUUCAUGCUCAGUUCUAAAGCAGGCGGCUGUGGUUUGAACUUAAUCGGCGCCAAUCGCUUGUUCAUGUUCGAUCCCGACUGGAAUCCGGCUAACGAUGAGCAGGCCAUGGCUCGGGUGUGGCGAGAUGGACAAAAGAAACCCUGUUACAUUUAUCGACUGGUUGCGACUGGCUCUAUCGAGGAAAAGAUUCUACAACGACAGACUCACAAGAAAUCCUUGUCGAGCACCAUUGUUGACAACAAUGAGUCCGAAGAAAAGCAUUUUACUCGCGAUGAUCUCAAGGACUUGUUUAAAUUUGAGUCCAAUGUGGUCUCCGAUACGCACGACAAACUCAAAUGUAAGCGUUGCGUUCAAAAUGUGCAAAUGACACCGCCCGACAACGAUACAGAUUGUACCUCACACCUGUCUCAAUGGUAUCAUUGCUCUAAUAACCGGGGCCUGCCCGAUACUAUAUUGGCACAAGCGUGGACGGCCAGCAAAUGUAUUUCAUUUGUAUUCCAUCAUCGCUCGCAAGGAGAAGCAAAAGUUGCAAAGAAGAUAAUAGAGGAGGAGGAUGCUAAGCAGGAAGAGCAAGCCAUUGGAUCACAGCACUCAUUUGAAAUAAUACAGGAGUCUAAAUUAAAUGGGAAGAACCUAGUGAUGUCCCAAACACAACAUGACACAAAAGAAACCACAAAAAGUCAGCAAAAGUCUAACACAACUGAAGCAAAAGAAAAUGCGAUGAAGUUAAAGGAGUCGCAGCAUAAAUCAAAGCAGGAUAAAAAGCAAGCGAAAAAGGAGAAAUCUAAAAAAUCUAUUCCCAAGCAGGCAGAGUCAACUAAGACACAACCCCAAAUAGAAAAGCCAACCAAUCCUAAGUCGGAAGAAAAGGGUAAAGCGAAAGAUCCACAUUUAAAACGAAAAGUGGCAGAGAAGUUGGAAGAACACUCUAAGCGGAAACGUGCAGAGUUAGACAGCGAUGAUGACUUUGAACAUUUCAAGGGUUUUCAUUGAGUAAACAUCAAUAAUUUCUUAAA